Molecule: messenger RNA, 1437 nt
Organism: Humulus lupulus (European hop)
Lineage: Eukaryota; Viridiplantae; Streptophyta; Magnoliopsida; Rosales; Cannabaceae
Exons: 6
Coding region: 28-1437 (469 amino acids)
Molecular function (GO): nucleic acid binding; zinc ion binding
Source: RefSeq, a predicted model, not a curated record
AAAGCUAGAUCGAGGUUAUCAAUAGCAAUGGCUGGAGCUUCUUCAUCAUCCUCUAGUUUUGCUGAAAUCCUUACCGAAAUUCCUGAGCUUAGGGGUGAUAAUUUCAAAAUCUGGAAGGAACGAGUUCUUCUUCAUUUAGGCUGCGCCGACAUGGACUACGCAAUAAGGAAGGACGAACCUGCUGCAAUCACUGUGACUAGCACUGCUGCUCAGAUCGCACUAUAUGAGAAAUGGGAGCGGUCCAAUCGCCUCAGCAUCAUGUUCAUCAUGUCCAAGAUCCCUCUGGGAAUGCGUGGAUCGGUGGAGCAACCUGAGAAAGUCAAAGACUUGAUCAAACUGAUCGAUGAGCAGUUCGACACUUCGGACAAACCACUUUACAACAACCUCAUCCACCAGUUCUCAUCCACAAAACUCACUGGUGUCAAAGGAGUUAGAGAACAUAUUUCAAAGAUGAGGGACAUUUCUGCUCAACUGAAGAAACUCGAUGUAGUCAUUCCCGAAACCUUCCUGGUCCACUACAUCCUUAACCAUCUUCCACCUCAAUAUGGGCCUUUCAAAAUUUCCUACAACACACAUAAGGACAAAUGGAGUAUCAAUGAACUGAUAACCAUGUGUGCUCAAGAAGAAGCAAGGCUCCUGCAGGAACAAGGUGAAAGUGCUCACAUGGCCACCCAAGGCAAGAAACGCAAACCAUCCAAGAAGGACAAGGGGAAAAAUAAAGUGCCUCCCCAAGGUGAUAUAAAGAAGGAUUCCAUCAAAUGUUUCUUCUGCAAAAAGAAGGGACAUGCGAAAAAGGAAUGCGCCAAGUUCAAGAAAUGGAUGGACGACAAUGGUAAUCCAAUUUCAUUCGUAUGUUAUGAAUCUAAUAUGGCUAAUGUUAAUAUUAACACAUGGUGGAUUGAUUCUGGAUCGACAAUUCACAUUUCAAAUUCCUUGCAGGGUUUACAAAACCUAAGGAAGCCAGUGGGAAUAAGAGCAAUAAUGUACAAAAUACAUAUAAGAGUCGUGGAUAAAACUGGAGAAACAACUUUUGUUUUAUUCAAUGUUAUAGCUGAAAAAUUACUUGAUACAUCUGCACACAAGUUAUUCAAUAGAUUAUCUUCAAACAAUAAUCUUCCUACAGAGAUUGAAACUCUUUGUGGAAAAGAUUUUGUUUAUAAGUUAAGAUUGAAUGAAUAUAACUUAAAAGAGGGUCUUGAAAAUUUUACCGUGUCCAAGAUUUUUGUGCCUGAUGAGAAAUUAGAACAAGAACAUGAAUCAAAGAAAGAAAAAUUUACUACAAAUGAUGGAGAUGAGAAACUAAGGGUAACGAAAGAAAAUCAUUCUCAAGAUGUGGGUCAUCAUGAUUUUGGAGAUUCUGUGGAAGACUAUGGUCUCACUGUUCAAAAUGGAAAGAGAAAAAAGCAUGUUGUAGUUGAUGAUGAAGAUGAUGAUUAA